ACGGACACACGUAGCGUUACGUUUUCAGUCUCUGCUGUUUUUGUGCAAAACUCAGCGAAGGAAUCCAGCUUUUUCUCUCUUUAGCGGGUUUAUUUCAAGUUCUCCUCGGUCUGAACUCGUUUAACAGUUGAGAUGAACGUGGGCGUGGCACACAGUGAGGUGAACCCAAACACAAGAGUCAUGAACAGCCGGGGCAUCUGGCUUACUUACGCUCUGGGGGUCUGCGCUCUGCACGUGGUCCUGCUCAGUAUCCCAUUCUUCAGUGUCCCUCUGGUGUGGACCCUCACCAACGUCAUUCACAACUUCGGCAUGUACGUGUUCAUGCAUGCAGUUAAAGGCACUCCGUUUGAGACUCCAGACCAGGGCAAGGCCAGACUCCUGACCCACUGGGAGCAGCUGGACUACGGCAUCCAAUUCACCUCCUCCAGGAAGUUCUUCACCAUCUCCCCCAUCGUCCUAUAUUUCUUGGCGAGUUUCUACACAAAGUACGACACGACGCACUUCAUCGUAAACACAGCGUCUCUACUGAGCGUGCUCAUCCCAAAACUGCCCCAGCUCCACGGAGUCCGCAUCCUCGGCAUCAACAAGUACUGAAACUCCACAAAGUCCUGGUCCGGACCACGAUCCAGACCAAGACCCCAGUUCCACAGGAUCUUCAGCUUCGACAAGUACUAGACCUGAACCAAGUCUGAGUCUAGACCUGGUCCAAAAGAAGACCCCAGACUCCUCAGCUUCAACAAGUACUUAUCCAGAACACGUCCAGGUUUAGACCCAGGUCCUGACCUAGACCAACACCCCAGCUCCACUGACCAAGAGUCUCGGCGCUGGGUCAGGACCAGACUUUGCACCCUCAGCAUUAAGAACCAGCUCCAAGUCCAAACCCUGGUCCUGAACAAGACCAAGACUCAAAUAAAUCCUGAAUCCUCCUGAUCCCAAGUUCCACAGAGUCCAGACCGGGUCCAGAUCGGUCCUCCUCAGCGACACCUAGAACUAGUUUAUGUCUAGAAUAUGUAGUCUAAGAACGAACCCAAGUCCAGACACUGUUCCAAGUCCCAAUCAGAGUUUAAACUCCACUGAGUCCAAGAACCGGCUCAUGUCUAGACCUGGUCCUGGUCCUGGUCCUGGUUCUAUUUCCAAAUUCUCCUCCUCAACCCAAUCAGUCCUGUCCCAAGUCCAUCCUGCCAAACUCCAAAGUCUGGAAUCUUCUUCCAUGGGGACAAAGGACUAAGACUUUAGUUCGGACCAGGUCUAGACCCUGGUCCAGACCCUGGUCCAGACCCUGGUCCAGACCCUGGUCCAGACCCUGGUCCAGACCCUGGUCCAGACCCUGGUCCUGGUCUGUCAGGUGUUGGACCCAGAUGAUUCUGUGCCGGUGUGAGUCCCGCCUAACCCAGUAUACACAGACCUGUCACGAGAACAUUAUGAAAAAACAUACUGAAGAAAAUAUAGACGAUAAACGAGUCCAAGAAAUUACUCAAAGUAUUUGGGAAAAGUACUACUCGAGUAAGAAGUAACUGUCGGGAGUGAAUGUAAUUUGAAACGCAACAUGAAACAAUGCGCGGAAUGUGGUGUUUUCAAGCAGAAACGCAAAAAUGAGCCAAACUAAAUCAAAUCUGAAGGAGCUGCAAGAAACACAAAAGUUCAGAUCAUUUCAUAUUUUUACAUAAAACUCCAGUCACUUUAGACUCACAGAGAGAAGAGGAAACACGACUUUUACUCGAGAAAGUGUACUGUUACUUCAAUAACAAUAUCACUCAAAUAGGAGUAAAAGCACGCCAGAAAGUAAGUAAAAAGUAUUACCCUCCUCUGAUAAACGAUAAUACUGAAACAAAUUAGCUUCACUGACAAAAUAACCCCAAAGCGCAAGUAACACCUUAUUAAAAAUGAGCAAAAAUGAAAAAAAAACAAACAAACAAACAACUAAAACACGAGCUGGAAUAAAUAAAAUCAUAGUCGUAGAAGUGAUGUAUUCAAAUCUAAUGAUCGUACAGAAAAACAACAAGGUUUCACACUAAUGCAAAGUCUGAACGAUAAGUACUGAUCCCUCAAAAUGUUUGUUCCGUCUUUCAUUUUGUGUCUGUAGUUUUUACGGUGACGGGCCUAAAUCUGCACCAAAAGUCACAUUAUUAUCAGUGUUUAGUGGGCGGAAUAUCGGCGACACGUUAACGAGGGAGCGUGGGGCGAAAUCUAUCACGUUUCAGCGACCUCUCCUGGGCCCCACUCAAACCCUCCUUUCUGUUAACUGUAAGACGCUGUGCGAGGCUCCGCCCACAAGCCGACAUCACCCACGCCCCCACACGACAAUCCUCCAUAAAUAUACAAAAACAUGACACAAAACUGUACACUACGACUUCACAAACCUGGUGUGAUGUGCAGUAGUUUCAUUAGUGCGACGCAGCUCAUUGUGUCGUGAUAGCGCUCUGAAGGGGGAGCGGCUUAGCACAGAGAGGAGAGACUCAGCGACAAAAACUAAAGCGAAACUUGAAUAUGUUGCUUUUGGGCGAAUAAAGCAUUUUCAAAAGGAUAAAGUUAAACACCCCCUCUUUAAGUUUAUGUUCAAAUUUAAAGCUACAGCAGGUAACUUUUCCACCACCUGCUUGUCUCCUUGGAGAUGUUAUUGCUCUGCCCAGAAUAUUCCACAGUGUGACAUUAACCGUAUCGCGUAUCUCCAUGGAAACAAACCGCUAACGCCCCCAGAUCCGUUUUUGUUUACUUUAUUAAUCUACCGGCCUUUUUACUGAAAACAUAUUUUAAUGCCAUACUGCGGAACAUUUCAUUCCCCCCCCGACCUGAAAUGUUACAUAGUGCACCUUUAAGUUGAAACAAAAAUAUGAAUGUGUUUAGUCGAACAAUAAACUUUUAAUGUGAAAUUUGACAAUAAUACGACCUUAAAACUUAAACUUGAGUUGAUUUUACAAACGUCACAUUUAAAGGAGCUGUACGUAACAUUUUGUUCAUAAAUGUGACCCAUCAAACACAACUUUUACUCAGAACAGUUAAAACGCUGAUUUAUUCUUAAUCACAAAAACUCUGGACAUGACGGACAAGUUAUUUUUGUUAUAAUUUGGUGGUUUGGUUCAAUUAUCCAAUCAGAGAGCAGAGGGAGCGUCACAUGACUCUCUCUGAUCUGAUUGGUCUCUGCCUCUUUCACAUGAGGCCCGUCCAUAAACUGAGACACUGCAGGACACGGCUCUGGACACAGAGGUGGAGCUGUGAGUGCAGGUUCCGUACUGGCCCUUUAGAGUUGUAAUUUGCCGAGUGAAUUUGGUUUAGUAUUUAAAGCAGAACUCCAACUUUUUAGCUCGUUUUGUUUGAAGCCAUCAGGAUGUUAAAACGCUAAAACACGUGUAGAAAUGAGUUUGUGCGAUACGUGAACCUCAGCCCAGUGAACGGUUUAAAUAUUAACCACAAACCUGCACAAAUAUCACUUUAUCCUUAGAUUUGUUUAGGUUUUUUUUCAGCUUUUGGACAAUUUUCUUGUUUUUUAGCAACAAUUUCAGAAUGACCUUUUGUCGACGCUUUGAUCAGCCCCCGUCUCGUUCAACAGCUUCCCCUGCAAAUGUCCUUAAAACAGACUUAAGAGUUUAUUAAAAACCUUGCCUAGUUUGACGAUUUUACUCAAGUUUAUCGUUUUACUUCCCGGUUGGACACGGGCAGCAGACGUAGAGGUAACGCUACAACUGUUACCGAGCAGUAAGAGCCAAACUGCGACUAAUUUACGCAAUACUUAUGAUUUCAUGAUUAAAAAUAAAAAUACAACACCUUUAUUUAGAGAAAUGAAGCUUUAAAGUGUCAGAAAAAUGUCUAACUUGUGUGUUUUAGAUGGACUUUUCUGUUUUGACGACGUACGCAGAGGGAUUCUACUUUACAACUCAGAGCUACUUCCUGUAUUUUUGUUGUUUUUUUUCUUUUCUACUCCACAAACUGCCACUUCACUGAUGUAAAACUAUGACAAAUAUUCAGCGCAGGUUCUUGAAGUCACUGUCAAAGUCUAGUAUCAAACUGGACCGCCAUGAGCUUUACUAACUUCUGUGAAUGUCGUUCUGUGCUUUUAGCCUGGACCGUCCCGGGCUGGCCUGGGACAGUUCUGAGCCGUUCUGUGUUUGGGUUUGUCCCACUUCCACGUUUAUGUUUACUUUCCAUUAGAGCUAGGUGCCAGUGGCGUCUAGUUGGAGGUACUAUAUACGAUUUAUGUUUUGUAAAUGGAUAACAAACUGAUUCAUAUUAAAAUAAAUAAAAUAAUUGUAUUUAAAAGUG
This is a messenger RNA of Periophthalmus magnuspinnatus, 4257 nucleotides long. RefSeq names its product ORMDL sphingolipid biosynthesis regulator 1 (gene ormdl1). Gene Ontology annotation, cellular component: endoplasmic reticulum membrane. The transcript is spliced from 4 exons. Gene Ontology annotation, biological process: intracellular sphingolipid homeostasis; negative regulation of ceramide biosynthetic process; ceramide metabolic process. Bases 133 to 594 code for a protein of 153 amino acids. The record is from RefSeq and is a predicted model, not a curated record. Lineage: Eukaryota; Metazoa; Chordata; Actinopteri; Gobiiformes; Gobiidae.